CUCAUGCAGACUGUUCAUGUCUAUAUGGCCUGUUACGCCACAGGCGCGCACGUGCAGAGAAAACCCGUCGACAGUUGCGGAUGCUACCACAACGGCACAACCCCAUGCUUACGCACUCCCGCGCAGCCCUCGUCCGAGCGGUCACUGCGUGUGCCGGCUGCCGGGAAGCGCAGGCCCUCCACUCCCUGACCUGGAAGCUGGGCCUCGCCUCCGACGUGGUGCUGGCCACCGCCUUGCUGACCCGCUACGCGAAGCGGGGCCUCCUGGCCUCCGCCCAGAGGCUGUUCGACGAAAUGCCGCGUAGGGAUGUGGUCGCCUGCAACGCCAUGCUCGCCGCGCUCGGCGCCGCCGGGAGGACCGCUGACACCCGUGCGCUGUUCGAGCGAAUGCCGGACAGGACCCCUGCCUCGUGGAACACCAUGGUCACGUGCCACUGCAGGGCCGGCGACCUCGCCUCGGCUCGGCGGGUCUUCGAGGCAAGCCUCCGCGCGGGGAGCAGCAGUGUUGUGUCGUGGAACGCGAUGAUCGACGGGUACUGCAAGGUUGGGCGGAUGGACGCCGCGCGGGACCUGUUCGACCGUAUGGGCUGCACGUUGCCGGACGUUGUGACGUGGAACACGAUGAUGGCCGGGUACCUGCACCAAGGGGAACCCGCCGCCGCCAUUGCCAUGUUCCACCGUCUGGUGCACAUUCAUCAGCAACAGCAGCAGCAUGAGGAGGAACACAGGCUGAGGCCCACCACGGUGACCAUGGCCACCGUGGUGACCGCGUGCACCCAGGUGGGGGAUUUCGCCCUGGGCCAGCAGAUCCAUCUGCAGAUCCGGCAGCAGGGGACACGAGUCGACGCCGUGCUGAGCAAUUCCCUGAUGGACAUGUACUUCAAGUGCGGGAGCGUGGACCGCGCGCUCGACGUCUUCCGCACCAUGCCCAGCCGCCCCAACCUCUUCUGCUGGAACACGGUGAUCGCGGGGCUCGGCAUGAACGGCCGCGGCCAGGACGCCGUCAACGCGUUCCGUGACAUGGUCGACGGGGCGAGGAACCGACGGCAGCACGAGGUCAAGCCGGACGCGGUGACGUUCGUGGCGCUCCUGUCGGCGUGCAGCCACUCGGGGCUGGUGGCCGCGGGCCGGAAGCUCUUCGCCGACAUGCUGCCGGUGUACGGCUUGCCGCCCCAGACGGAGCACUACGGGUGCGUGGUCGACCUCCUGUGCCGUGCGGGCCGCGUCGACGAGGCGGCGCGGCUCGUGCGGACGAUGCCCGGCCGGCCCAAUGCCAAGGUGCUCGGAAGCCUGCUCCUACUUGACGCCCACGCCCCGGAGCGGGAGGGCGGCGUCAGGCUGAGCGAGUGGGCGGCGCGACGGAUCUCAGAGAUGGACCUCGGGGAUGGCGCCGCGUACGGCCUGUCCAAUGUGUACGCGUCCCUGCAGCGGUGGGACCGCGUCGAGGAGCACAGGAGCGGGGUGCGCGCGGCCGCGAGGCACGGCAGGGGCACGCGCCACAAGCAGCCCGGGCGUACCUGCUAUGACCUGGCGAGCUCGUGCGCAAAUUGAAACGCGACGGCGGUAGCAGGGGAUGCGAGGUACUCCGUUCUCCAUAGUUCACAUCCUCUUCAAGGAAUCAGGUUGUAUAGGAUUCACGAUUCCGUCUAGUACCCUCAAAGUCAAAGCUGACUUGGAUGCCAGAAACCUGCUUAUCGUCUCAACAGAUGCCAUUCGUUUGAUGGUAAAUAAAAAGGAAUAUCAAGAAUUUAUGUUGUACUACACUUUCAGCUAACCUAGAGGUUGUGCUUAUGCAAAAAUCGAUGUCAGUGAAGUAAUCCUAGAAAUCUAGGAAUUGUCAGGAAU
Panicum virgatum (switchgrass) is the source of this 1844-nucleotide messenger RNA. RefSeq names its product pentatricopeptide repeat-containing protein At3g29230-like. The transcript has a single exon. The coding region runs from base 81 to 1550 and encodes 489 amino acids. Gene Ontology annotation, biological process: RNA modification. The record is from RefSeq and is a predicted model, not a curated record. Lineage: Eukaryota; Viridiplantae; Streptophyta; Magnoliopsida; Poales; Poaceae. Gene Ontology annotation, molecular function: protein binding; RNA binding.